UGACUCCUCCGGCACGCAUCUUGCCGGCCGCCGCCGCCUUCAUCGGCGGCAAGGCACCUUGUGACCUUUCAAAACCCCCCAAUUUGUCUCUAAUUUCCCAAUCUGUCUCCAGGUAGGUCGCCAUGUCCGCCGCCGCCUUCCCCAGCUGGGCGAUCCUGGAGCCCUUCGUCUUCCGCCGGGACGACGACGCCUCCUUCCCGGACGAGUCCAAGGCGCCCGUCAGGGCGUCCGGCACCACAUCCUUGGGCGCCCCCUUCCGCAUCGCCUUCUCCUUCGCCGAGCCCCCGCGCGUCUCCCGCCUCUACGCGCAGCUGCCGGGCUUCCCGGGCCCCGACAAGCUGACGCCCCUGGCUUUCCUGGCGACCCACCACCGCCUUGCCCUGCUCCAAGUCUGCACCUUGCUACCCAAUUUCGUUAUAGUGCAGGACUUCUUCAUCUUCAGCGCCUACCACGACCCUUCCUCGCUCCAACGGCUCCCUCCUUCUAGCGAGAUGGAUGCCCAACCUCCUCCUGGUCAUCUUGACUACCUAGUCGAGCGGCGCCUGCUGAGAGACCGACACAUCGGCCUCUUGUGCCGAGGCGAAGGCGAGCAGGAGUUUGUGGUGGCAGAGCUCCAUCUCUCCAAAAUCCGCAACAAGGUCCACGCUGACAUCUUCUUUUUGAAAUCAGCUGUCCCAGCACGAUGCGGCGAAAAGUGGAGCUCCGUGCGUGUGCCCAUCCUCCACAGCGGCGACCCCGGCGAUCUGCUCUUCUGGCAGACUGAAGGCGUCGUCCCCGUCGACCACUGGCUGUGCUGGAUUGACUACUCCCGGGGCAUGCUCUUCUGUGACUUGUUCGGAAAGCCCAAGCCUACAGUCUCCUUCCUCAGGUUACCUUUGGACAAUCUCCCUAAUAAUUUUUACAACCGCAGCUUCACCCACAGCCGGAUGUCCCGCGGCGUGUCCGCCAUUGAUGAUGGCCGUGCGCUCAAGUUCGUCCAUGUCGCCCGCAGUGAUGGCAUUGGCCAUGGGGCACUCAAACCCGGUGCUAGCUUCACCAUCACCUGCCACACCCUCAGAUUAGACGGUAGCAUGGCGUUGUUGAAGAACAAGGGCAUGUUAGGCCGCAUGAGGUGGAUCGAGGACUCCACAGCCACCUCCGACAAGCUAUGGCCAGCAUCUGCACACAGGGAAUCCCCUGAUGAGUUCCCACAUGACAUUGUCAUAUUCCCCCAAGUGAACAUCGACAGGCCACAUGUGGUUCACUUCCUUACCAGCUCGUAUGAGCCUUUGAAAAAGAUGUGGCUGGUUGCCAUUGACAUGAACACUGCAACCGUGGAGUCUUCUUCUCAGUAUAUCAAUGGGAAGGAGGAUCUUGCAACUGUGGACUCCGACUUGACCACACUAAGGUCCACCUGUCCCAUGCCCUUGCUUACCUGUGAGCUAUCCAAGUACCUCAAUCCCCCAAGGAAGAGGAAGGAUGUGGAAUGAGUCACGUCUGCCAACUUCAUCGUACUUCUUAUAUACUAUCUAAUGGUUCAACAAGAAAGAUCUAUGUCAUGUUUGUCAACAAAACUGAAGGAGCUAUUUCAUAUCGUGGCCUAUUACGGUCUACUUCAUGCUGUAUGAACAGAUAAGUUAUAUCAAGUUUGUGGUGUGUUGCAUACUUGCAUAGGUUUGUCAAGAAAUUGUGUGGUGUGUUGAGUUUUCAAGUAUAAUCUUUAAAUUGUGUCCUUGCCUGUGCUAUACCAAGUUUGUAUGUGAAAUUUAA
Panicum virgatum (switchgrass) is the source of this 1749-nucleotide messenger RNA. RefSeq lists its product as uncharacterized. The transcript is spliced from 3 exons. The coding region runs from base 123 to 1469 and encodes 448 amino acids. The record is from RefSeq and is a predicted model, not a curated record. Lineage: Eukaryota; Viridiplantae; Streptophyta; Magnoliopsida; Poales; Poaceae.